Sungouiella intermedia is the source of this 1647-nucleotide messenger RNA. The record is from the annotation of a GenBank genome assembly. NCBI's taxonomy places the organism in Eukaryota, Fungi, Ascomycota, Pichiomycetes, Serinales, Metschnikowiaceae.
AUGCCUGAAAUCCUUGUUGAUACCUUUCCCUUUGAAGUCAUUGACACUAUUCUUCUUUUCUUGUCCAAGAAAGCCUUGAGAACUUUUUACAGUGGGUUAUCGCAGGAUUCGGAACUCAGGCAACUUGUGCUUUCCAGAAUGUACAAAGAGAUAAGAGUGGAGGAACCCGAUCAACUAGUUGAAGCAGUUAAUACCAAUGUGAGAAUUGGGACGAUGCGUUGGAAUUAUCAAGAGAAACACCUUUCAUUUUUCAAAGAAUACCCGUCAUUAGCAUCGAACAUUGCCGAUGUUAAGCUCAAGGUCGGGGCUCCUUAUGACUACACGAUACUUGAAAAGAUCCCACUUACGAACAUUUCGCAUUUAGAAGUCACUAAAGUGAAAAGUUUCAAGCCAUCUUUGGUUCCUCGCACUUUGAAACUGAUAGAACUCUCUUUUCUGGCCGCUGCAAUUCCCAUGAGGAUGGACGGAUGGCCACCUUUGUUGUCUUCCUUAAAAAUCGUAAACUACAACAAUUUAAGUCUCAUUGAGCUUCCAGAAUCCCUCAGAGAACUCACUUGCGAGGAUCUGUAUGAGGCAUGGGACCGGUUCCCUUCAAAACUUGAAAAAUUAACUCUCCACUAUGUGAAAGAAUUGCCACUCGAGAGAAUUGACUUUCCAGAGUUACUCGAGGAGUUACGGAUUACUCGAUGUUCUGUCUAUGAUAUCGAGAAGUUAGUGACCAGGUUACCUCAAAAAUUGAAAAAGAUAUAUUUUUCAGAGUAUAUCGCCGACAAGAUAUCAAGUCUCGAGUUUCCUGACUCAGUUGAGAAUUUAUCUCUCAAGUUCUGUAAUCUCCUGGGUCUUGAAGGCUUCAGAUUUCCGAAAUCUCUCAUAAAAAUCAAUUUGAAUCGCAACGAUGUCAAGAAGAUGCAAAACUUGCAGUAUCCAGAGUCCUUGAGGGUGCUAUACUUGGAAGAAUGUGAAAUCACGACGCUAGAUGAUUUUGAGUUUCCCAGUCUGCUUCGAGAAUUGUACUUGUCAUAUAAUCCUAUUACCAGUUUGACCGGUGUUAGAUUUCCUGAAUUGGAGGUGCUUGAUCUAACAACCUUCUCUGCAACAAAUGAACUUAGUAUGAGGAAUGUCAGACUUCCUUCUACUCUCAAAGUAUUGAAAGCUAAUGGACUCGUAAUCAACGAUUAUGUGAGAUCCCGUUUCCCUCCAAGCUUGAUAGAAUUGGAGGUAGCUGUCAGUGGCAACUGGCAUAGUAUGCGGCUUCCUCCUAGCUUGCAGAGCUUCAAACUAACGGUUCCGUUACGCAAGGGCAAACGUAGAGGAAAAGACAAAGCAGAAGGCGAAUUCAAUGAUAACCUUUCUCAUCUUAAUUUUCCCACAACACUACAACUGCUUAUUAUAGAAAAUGGGAGAAGUAUCGACUUUGACUGCAGGCUCCCCUUCUUGCAGAGAUUGGGCUUACAUGAUUUCGAGGGCCUGGUGAAGGUUCCACAGUCGGUGAAUAUUCUAUCAGUGGAUGUUAGACAUGCACAUUUCUUGAAAGGAAUAGAUGUAUCUCAGAAAUUGGAAGUAUGCAACAUUUGCUGCCUGAAGGGCAGCUUCAACGAAGAAAUAAAGAAUUUGAAGGACUAUCAAAAUGACCAUGGUUUGAAUUGA